AUGUCUGUUGACGCAAGUCAUUUAAUAUCCUCAACUAAAUCUUUGUCUGAUUCAGCCAUAUUCUCAGACACCGGAUUAGAACUAAUUAACGACCAAGACGCCAUAUUUAUCCUAGAAAACUUUGAAGGCAGUAUAUUCAGCCAACUUCACCAACAUGACUGCAGAAUAGUUGGACCCACUGUUGUCAUCCAGGCGUCUGAUAAAAUACUUCCGUAUAGGCCGCGACCUCUAUACUGCACUUCUAUGGAACAGCUAACAAUAUGCUUUAAUAAAGACACGUCAAGAAAUGAACUAAUAACCCUGGCCAACUUAGCCCACUACAUGGGUGCCAGUAUAAAAAAAGACAUGAGUUCAAAGGUCACACACCUCGUGGCAUGGAAAUCCGGAGGUCAGAAGUACAAGAUGGCGCUAAGCAUGGGGAUAAGAAUAAUGACGAAUGAUUGGGUCUAUGCCUGCUGGAAGAUGAGAGACGAUGUUGAGUUUAAAGCUUCUAACUCAGAUGUCAUCGCCAAAUACAAGUGGGAGCCAUUUAAGCAUUGCAUUCUAUCAUUCCAUGGUUUCAAUAAGGAAGAGAUAUCUAAUUUUGAAGAACUUACCAACGCUAAUGGUGGCCAGAUAGCCGUUGUUGGCUCUCCCAACUGCACUCACCUAAUUGUAAAUGAGAAGAAGAUCACAAAUAUUGAUUCCAUUGAGAUCGUCGGGGAAGUACACAUUGUCAUUCCUGCAUGGUUCUGGGCUAGCAUACAGAUGGAGGCCUGUGCAGACGAGACCCUCUACCAGUUUCGAGCCCCUACCAACGACGAAAACAAUCGACGGACCUCCUCUAAUCGCCUAAUUCUAUCCAGUAAUUCGACCUCAGGUACCACUGCAACUACUCCUAGGUCAAGGUUAGGUACGUUUUCGUCGAAAGUGGCCACACCGCUGACGCACUCGAGCAAGUCCAGUAAGAGAAGAAGGUUACAGGAAAACUUGGCUCACCUGGCGAACGAGGGUGAAGUUAGUUGUAGCUUCGUCGGGGCCGAUAAAGUUGCAAGUGGUGAUUUUGCUCUGCCUAACUUGAUUAGGAAUAAUAAUGUUGAUGGUGGUGGUGGUGGUGGCUCUGGGGUAGUUUUUAACGGUGGGAAGAAGAAUGGCCAGACGUUUGAUGCUGUUGUAUUGCAAGAUAUAAACAACACCAAAGACAUCUCAAAGUCUCCGCAGACAGCAGCAACAAUAACAACAAACACAUCAGCAACAUCACUUAGACAAACACAACAACAGCAUCAACAACAACUAACUUCUCGUCAACAUACAAUUAUGGAGUUACUCCAGACAGAAACGAAUUACGUUGCUAUAUUAUCUACAAUCCUAAAAAUUUUCAAAGAGGAGAUAGAGCGACCGGAUCAGGCUGGAGGUCCAAUACUGGAUCAACAGGAGUCUAAAAAUAUCUUCGGGGGAAUCCCGCCUAUCUGUGAGAUACACCUGCAAAUAAAAUCGGAGAUUAGUAAAAUCGUGCAGAACUGGUCGGAUGAGUUGUUCGUUGGAGAUGUCUUCCUAAAGCAUGCGGAUUCGUUCAUAAAAUGUUAUCCAGUCUUUGUUAAUUACUUCGAGAAGACCAAAGAGUUGAUAAAUAAGUACGAUAAAUGUAAACCGAGGUUCCAUGCUUUUCUAAAGUUAUGUCAGGACAAGCCAGAGUGUGGAAGACAAUCUCUUGUUGAAUUGAUGAUAAGGCCUGUUCAGAGGCUGCCAAGUGUUCUGCUACUGCUAAGAGACAUACUGAAGAGAACAGACAAAAAUCAUGCUGAUCAUACCAAACUAGAAAAAGCAAUCACAGUUCUAGAAGAAGUUAUGACGCACAUAAACGAAGACAAACGAAAAGCAGAUGGUCACCAAACUAUGUUUGACAUCAUCAACAGCAUCGAAAACUGUCCUCCUAACUUACUAUCUGCCCACCGUACAUUCAUCUGCAAUGUUAACGUCAUGGAAGUCGGCGAUACACUACACAAGAAAGGGGAAUUACUAACUUUAUUCAUAUUUUCUGAUAGUCUUGAGAUUUGCAAGAAGAGAUUGAAAGCACUAAACUCGAAGAGCCCUGGAGUUGGCAAGGGGCAGAAAUGUUACAAGCACCUGACCAUGCUCUCCUUCCUUAGUAUCAAGAGAGUCAUCAACGUCAUCGAAACUAAUGAAUUUCGUCACAUAUUUGGCCUGAUAAUAAAAAAGAUAGAAGAUAAAGAAGAGAAGUUACUAACCUUCUCACUAAACGAUCCCAAUGUUACAAAGGUUGAGUUCUUAACCAUGCUUAGUAAGAGCAUAUGCAAUGCAUCUUGCAGGGCUGAUUAUGAGACGUUGAUAGCGAGUUGUGAUGCCUCCGUGCUUAACCUCGAUUCGUCUGAUCUGUUUGGGUAUAAUUCAUUAUCUAGGGUGGCUAAUAAAUUCACAAAACGCGUGAGUCGUGCCUUCUCUCUCAACAAGUCGCCGACGAGCAGCUCGCUACGCAGCAUCAGCAGCAUGUCGCACAUUGCUGGCUCGGCCACGGCUAUCAACAUCAUGGGGAACGCGGCGUCGGACGACUUCUCCAGCGACAACUUCAACGACGCCGGUAGUAGUAGCAGCAGUUAUGGCGGAAAUGCCGGGUCGUCGCUGGCUUCUGUUACUCCUCUUGGAAGCGCUUCUUCUGGAUUGAAUGAUGAUUGGAAUGAUUUUGACUCGAGGUCAUUCUACAUGGACCAGACAGUGAUAGAUGCUAGUGAGCUACAACAACGGAGAAGGGAAACAUUGGCGACGCCAACAUCUGCAUGUCUGUCUGCAACAAUAUGCGUUCCUAUCACAUCUCCAGAGAAAAAAAAUAAAAAUAUACCACAGCAAAGCGUAGACAACCUAUCCACAUUGUAUGCCACUCCGAGACUGACCAGGCACACCCAAGCCCCUGCCCCAUCAUCUUCCUCUACUUCUCUGGCCAAUAAGGGCAAGAGAUUGUCUUCCUUAUUCUCCAUGGGUGGGGCUUGGUCUUCCAAUCAGAAGCUGAAUACGUCGAGAGGUGCGCCGUCUUCGUCCAAUCAGAGGCUGAAUACGUCGAGAGGGGCGGCGUCUAAUUUGAUGUCGUCGUCCAAUCAAUCGUUGAGAAAGGAUGUUAAAAAUAACCCUUCUUCAGCAGCAGCAGCAGAACCAAGGCCAAUAUCUUUAACGAGAUUUGAUAAGAAGCACAUGGAAUAUAGAGUCUAGUAGCCCAUUCAUCAUCAUCAUCAUCAUUAUUAUUAUUAUUACUAUUAUUUAUUAUUAUAAUAAUAAUUAUUAUUAUUAUUAAUUCUACUAUAUCAAAUCAAUUGUCGUUUUUUUUUACCUGCUCGAUAUCUACAUUUGUUAUAGCCAUUAUUGGCAUUGUUGCCAUUUUUUAUUACUAUAGUUGAUAUUAUUAUCAAUUUAUUCUUAUUCUCCUUCUUAUUAUUAUUAAUUGUUGAAUCAUGGAAGUAAAACACGGCUUUCAAAUUUAUUUAUUUAUAUUUUAUUUAUAGCCCAAACAAAACAUCGAUUGUAUAUACGCCCUAUAUAUAUAUAUAUAUAUAUAUAUAUAUAUAUAUAUAUCUUUGUAUAUAUAUAUACAUACAUGUAUAUUCAAAUACCCAUUUAACAUAUUGUAAUUAGCAGCUAUAUGUAUUAGCCCAUAUUUUAACAUAUUAUAAUUAGCUGCCUUAUUCAAAUUUCCAUCCUAUUUUGCAUGUGAUUAUAUACACCUAUAUAUGCAUAUUUAUUGUUAAUCUAUUUAUAUUCAUGACAUUAAUCGAAAAAUCACAUAUAUAUAUAUAUAUACAUAUAUAUAUAUAGCAAAGAUAUUUAUUACUGAAUAAUUUUAUUUAUCGUUGGAAUAUGCGUAUAAAUUAAAUAUUUUCAAACUUGUGUUUUCAGCAAUUUUAUUAUUAUUAUUGUUGUUGUUGUUGUUUAUUAUUAAUUAUUAAUAUUAUUUGUAUUAUUAUUUGUUAUUAUUACAACAACAAGACACUAUAGCUCAUAUAUUCCACGUAUAUCAAAUUUUUUCAAUAAAGUAUGAAUGAAUGGUUAAAUUUAGUUAAAUCAAUUAAGUAUGCAUGUAUGUGUGGGUUUCUUUGUGUUUGUAUGUGUCAAUAUUCGUAUGUCUGUCUGUGUGUGUGUGCGUGUGCGCGUGUGUCUACGACUACAUAAUCGUGUGAUGGAUGUAUAAGUGAAUUUACACAUUAAAAUACCUCAUUACAUAAAAUUAGAUACCGCAUUUGCGAGUACGAUUAUACAAGGUUAACAAUUUAUGAAAAAAAAUACGUAUCCUUA
Messenger RNA from Helobdella robusta, 4278 nucleotides. RefSeq lists its product as hypothetical. The record is from RefSeq and is a predicted model, not a curated record. Gene Ontology annotation, molecular function: GTPase activator activity; guanyl-nucleotide exchange factor activity. Gene Ontology annotation, biological process: activation of GTPase activity; nervous system development; regulation of cytokinesis, actomyosin contractile ring assembly. The transcript is spliced from 23 exons. Bases 1 to 3201 code for a protein of 1066 amino acids. NCBI's taxonomy places the organism in Eukaryota, Metazoa, Annelida, Clitellata, Rhynchobdellida, Glossiphoniidae. Gene Ontology annotation, cellular component: nucleus; cell cortex.